AUGGUAGCCAAGGCUGUACCUUCUACGCCUAAUGGAACUCUGGCUAGACAUGGCGCCAUUCUGCUUGGGAACUGCGCGGAUGACAGACUUGAUUUCAUAGUCAAGGGAUUUGCCUCACAUGCCAUCGACAUCGUAGAGCGUGGUUGGGACCAAGUUGACGUCGAGAAGGACUCGGAAAGCCCCUACUUGGUUCUUGACAGUGCUGUCCAGCCACUACUCCUCGAGCCAUCACCACAACUUUUCAAGUCUAUCAAUACUCUUCUCGCCGCCAAACGCAGAGUAUUAUGGGUUGUUGUGCAAGACAAAGCCGAUCCGGCCGUCUCGGCGUACAUCGGGGUGGUCAACACGCUAAUCCGCGUUCUCCGCCGUGAGAGCGGUAACAAUGGCCUCAUCACGCUGGACGUCCGGUACCCGAUUCCAUGUCCAGAUGAGACGGCAAGACUCAUCGCCGAUGUGGCACAAAGAUGCUUUUGGCCGCCCGUCGAGACUCAGAAAUCUCUUGAGCCUGAGUUCGCCUACGAUAACGGUCGAGUUCUGAUACCUCGCGUAAAGCCGGAUGCCGAAUUCCUCAGGUGGGCGCGCAGUGGUACAACACCUGAUGCCGUAGUAGAGCCAGUUAACAUUCCCUACCAGGGCGACCGAGUCCUCAAGGCCGAGUUUGCGACGCCAGGCCUUCUAAGCUCCCUACACUUUGUGGACCAUAUUGACGACUCACACAAUCUCCCACAAACUCAGAUUGUGGUUGAAGCCCGAGCCCACGGCAUAAAUUACAAGGACGUCUGCGUGGCUCUCGGACAAUUGAGUCCUGGCACACAGAUGGUUGGAGAAUUCGCCGGCAUCGUGACAGUAGUGUCUGAAGAUAUGCUCGUUGUGCACAAAGUUGGCGAUCGAGUCAUGGGGUUCGGUGCGCAACCGUUCAGUAACCUGCCAGUCGCUCACGGAUUUCUCGCUCAUAAGAUCCCCGACUGGAUGUCUUCCACAACAGCAGCGUCUCUUCCGCAUGCAUUCGCUACCGCUUAUCACUGUAUCACAAAUAUCGCACGUCUCAAGAGUGGACAGUCGAUUCUCAUUCACGGUGCGUCAGGAGCCGUUGGCCAAGCCGCCAUUCAGCUUGCACAGCAUCUAGGAGCAACUGCCUUUUGUAGCGUGAGUACCGCUGCAAAGAAACAGCUCCUGGUCCAUGAGUACGGUAUUCCGGAUAGCCACAUAUUCUCUAGUCACGCUGGGUCGUUUAAGCAGGGUAUCAUGCGGCUCACCCACGGCGAAGGUGUGGAUCUAAUCCUCAACUCGUCAACAGGAGAGUCACUGAGAGAUAGUGUCGACUGCGUCAAGAGACUGGGAACAUUCGUCGAGCUGAGUAGGAGUGCAAUUCAACAAGGCUCCUUGUUGAAUAUGACCGCUUUCAGCAGGUCUAUCACCUUUGUUGCUUUUGAUAUGACGACCGUUUCGGCGCAGGAACCCGAAACAAUCCAUCGUGUUUUGGGAGACGUGGUCAAUUUAUUUGAGCGCAAGGUUCUGCGACCCAUUCAGCCCAUCACCAUUUACCCCAUCGACCAAAUCGAUGAAGCAUUCCGUUUCUUGAGCUCAAGAAAGCACACUGGCAAGGUCGUCCUCACCAUCGAACCCUCUUCCAGGGUCAACGGUCUUCCGCCUAAGCCCUUGCCGUUGCAACUACGUCAGAAUGGCAUAUAUGUCGUGGCUGGGGGCCUGGGUGAUCUUCCCUCCCGAAUUUGCAUUUUCUUGGCUGCACGUGGGGCCGGCCACAUUGUGUCUCUUUCUCGGCGCUCCAUUGAUGAUGAGACAAGGGAGAAGUACACAACGGCUGUUCAGAAACACGGAGGAGAGCUUCAUAUCCUCCAAUGCGAUAUUACGAACGACGAGAGCAUGGCGCGCGCCGCUUCUUACUGCUCGGCAUUACCUCCUGUCAGGGGCGUAGUCCACGGCGCUAUGAUACUCAAGGACCGGACUUUCUCCCAGAUGACCGUCGAGGAGUGGUCGAAACCGCUGUUGCACAAGGUCUUCGGUACCAUCAACCUCGACAAGUUUUUCGCUUCUCCGGAUUUGUCCUUCUUCAUAACGCUCUCGUCUAUUGUUGCUGUUGUUGGCAAGUCUGGUCAAUCCAACUAUGCCGCCGGGAAUGGUUUCCAGGACGCUUUUGCCCAUGCUCACGCGAACCAUCCUCAUACGAACUACGUGUCAGUCAAUAUCGGCGUCGUUUCGGUCGAUGCACACGGUGCCCUGAAGGAAUCGGAGAAGGGAGAUACCUCUAUCAGCAGCAUGAGAGCAGGUCUGCGCCAGAACAGUGUCAUGGACAUCUCUUUUGACGAAUUCUUCGCCGAUAUCGAGUACGCCAUGACGCAUCUUGCGAGAGAAAGCAAGCUCCAUCAAACGAUCCAAGGGGUUACCCACCAGUCCAUGCUCGAUGUUAACGACGAGCACCUCCUGGACAACCCCGUCUUCAGCCAGUUGACCCGUACUCAGGAGAAGCAGGCUACGGGCACCGCACGCGCGGACAAGAUCGAUUUCGGGAAGGCAUUGGGCAGUGUCAAGACGAUGGCAGAGGCCGAAACCCUCAUCCGCAACGCGACGUUGACCAAGUUCGCUGUCUUUCUCGACCGACCUAUUGAUGACAUCAAAGUUGACCAGUCGCUAUCCAGCAUUGGCCUCGACUCUCUUGUCAGUAUUGAGCUGAAGAAUUGGAUGGUGCGCACAUUCCAAGUCAAUCUUCAGACGUCCGAGCUAGGUGGCGGUGGCAGUAUUAUGGCUCUGACUGCAAUCGUUGCUUCACGAUCUAAGUUGAUACCUGAAGAGAUGCGUCGGAUGAGUCUGGCGAAGAGCGACGAGCUCUCAUUACAUACGUCACCUACGAUUGAGCUUGAGUCAAACAAAGAAACUGGUCACGGCUUUUACUGUUGCAGGAGCGUGAAGGAGCUCCCAAGAUAUCCGCUUGUCGACCUUGAUGAAGCAGUCGAGGACCUCCUUAACAACAUCGGUCACUUCUCCCUCAACCGAGAAGAGUAUUCUGAGCUUAGUCGCAAGGCUCAUGCUUUGGUUGGACCCAACAGUAUCGGUCGUAAGCUUUACAAUCAGCUGCGUAUCAAGGCCGAGGAUCCGACAGUCGAGAGUUGGAUCGCUGAGCCCUUGUUGAAGGCACUGCACAUCAAGCGUAGAUAUCCUUUGGCCCCAUACAGCAAUUUUCUCGGCACCCACUUUGAUAGCACCACCACGCACUCCCAAGCUGAGCGAGCGGCUGCGCUCACCAGGGCAGUAUGCGAGUUCAAACGUGAUCGCGACAACGGCAACCUGGAGCCUGACUACCUAGGGGAGAAGGCGAAUUGCGGUAAUUCCCUGUUGUGGUUGUUCAACGCCUUAAGGGAGCCAAAUCUAGGCUGCGAUAAGAUGUUGAAGUACCCGGGCAACGAGUACGUAGCUGUUCUUCGGAGAGGUCACCUCUUCAAAGUUGUCCUGCAGCAGGGAGAUGACAUCGUGUCGUAUCAACAUCUAAGGGCAGUAUUUGGGGCUAUCCUAGGCCUGACCCUUGAGGAGAAGAGAUGGACGGGCAUGCUGACCACGGAGAAUCGUGACAAAUGGGCUACGAAUCGACGGGAGUUGCUUUCGUACGACGAGAGAAAUACGUCAUAUUUCGACACGAUAGAGAAGUCCGUCUUUGUCCUAUGCCUGGAUGACAGCACCCCAGUGACGCGUGAGGAGCGCAUCCGCUAUGGAUAUCUCGGAGACUCCUUCAACCGUUGGCACGACAAGAGCUUCCAGAUCUUGGUCACUGCCAAUGGUCGCUCUGGAAGCAUAUUUGAGCAUUCAAUGAUUGACUUUAUGACAAUCUCGCAACUCUCUAAGCGCCUGCAGAAUGCGAUCGACACUCUUGGGCACGAUGACGACGAUAUGGACCAAAGGAGCCAGGGCAUUCACACCGCCAGCCUCGAGGAGAUCCCUCUUUUCACAACUGCAGAGAUCGAGGGCCAGAUCGAGACGCUCCGCGAGAAAUACUCAGCUGUCACGAGUGUGAAGCAAUACACACCACACCUCAUCACUUCUUUUGGAAAAUCGAUUUUCCUCGAACAUUCAGCACCUAUCAAAGCGACAGUCGACCUGACGAUUCAGCUGGCAAGCCGUCUGUACUUUGGCUAUCUCCCUGCUAGCUGGGAAACGGUUUCGACAGCGCAUUUCCACCUCGGCCGCCCGGAAAUUGUGCAGGUGGUUCUGAAAUCAGUCGUCGAAUUCUGCGAUGCUGCGUUGGACAGCACUGUGCCGCGCGCUGAGGCAAGGAACAAGCUGCUACAGGCGGCAAGAGAGUGCAAUGCGCAAAUUGUUAAAGGCAGUGAAGGCCGCAACUACUUCCGACUCAUGGACGUGCUUGAGAUGAUGAGUGAGGAGCAGGAGCCCAACGAUGUCCCAGAGCUCUUCUCUGAUCCAGUAUGGAAGAGGAGCGGUCCACGACUGAUCAUGCAGACGAUGAUCGAGACUAAGCUGGCUGAAGAUCCUGGUUACACGAUGGAGGACCCGGAUAAUGUGUGGAUGAAUUACACGGUGAACGAUGACUCGUAA
This is a messenger RNA of Colletotrichum paranaense, 4563 nucleotides long. RefSeq lists its product as uncharacterized. Gene Ontology annotation, molecular function: fatty acid synthase activity; oxidoreductase activity; phosphopantetheine binding. NCBI's taxonomy places the organism in Eukaryota, Fungi, Ascomycota, Sordariomycetes, Glomerellales, Glomerellaceae. The record is from RefSeq and is a predicted model, not a curated record. Gene Ontology annotation, biological process: secondary metabolite biosynthetic process; fatty acid biosynthetic process. The transcript is spliced from 3 exons. The coding region runs from base 1 to 4563 and encodes 1520 amino acids.